Oncorhynchus keta (chum salmon) is the source of this 3110-nucleotide messenger RNA. RefSeq lists its product as uncharacterized. Lineage: Eukaryota; Metazoa; Chordata; Actinopteri; Salmoniformes; Salmonidae. The record is from RefSeq and is a predicted model, not a curated record. Bases 273 to 1190 code for a protein of 305 amino acids. The transcript has 5 exons.
UCAGAACACACUGUGGGCUUUGAGUUCCAUCGACAGACGUCGUCCUGACGGAGCUGGGCAAAACAUUUGAAACUGACAUUGCGCGACGCGCUUCACAUAUCAACCCCACCCCUUCUCUCCAAUGCCAGUCCCCUGUAUGUAUUUUUAGCAGUGAUGUUCACUGUCAACUAAUCUAACGGAAAGAACAGAAAAGAACACGCUCCAGCAAAGAAGAAGAUAACUGGCAUUAUUGCGGUUGAGCGUUUAGUCAUCCACGGGAAGCAGCAAGUGAAAUGAAUAUUGAAAAUAAUCUACUGCUUUGUGCCUUGGUGAUCUUUACCCGUUCAUCGGAGACAAAGGGUCAGAGCACUUCUUUGCCCCCUGUCACCCCAGGCGCCUUCCAGCAUGAGGGCGUGUCCACUGCAUCCCCAGUCUUCCCAUUGGUCAAUGAAGAUGAGGAGGAGCCAGAGCCAAGUCCUGCCAAACAGACCUCUCCAGACCAAGUGAAUGGAGCCCCAACCAAACCAGCUUUUAUUGACGGCGACAGGCUGCUUCAAUCAGAGUCUGUUACAGAUGCUGGUGACUGGGAUGACAUGGCUCUGACCAAUCAGAUGACCACGUCUCUGCCUGCACCUGCACACACAGUCAACACCGUUACCGCCACCCAAGACAACGCCACUCUCGCAGACAGCUCCUCCUCCUCGUCCCCUGUAAAGAGCACCUCCCUUGCAGGACUGACCUCCACCCUAGGGGACACAACAUACCCUGUCCCUGCUGGAGGCCACCUCACCACCUCUACUCCUCCUGUUUUAGAUACCACCCCACCUCCAUCCCAUGUUUUAACACCGAUCCAGUCCUCUGUCCAACCCAGCACCCCAGCACUGACCCCUGCUCCAACCCAAACCCUCACCACGGAGCACACCAAGACCUCCACCCCAGUACAUGUCCCUGCUGGCCCGCCUCACCAGGAGGUUCCAUCAGAGCUCACCGUUGGAGAUGAGGACAAAGGGCCACACCUCCACUCUCCUCUGGACCCUUUGCUGGCUAGCCUGGUCUCUAUCUUUAUCAUCACCACAGCCAUCGUCUCUGUUGUCCUCUUCCUCAAAUUCCGCCAACGGACCGAUCACCCUGACUUCCACCGACUGCAGGAUCUACCCAUGGAUGACUUGAUGGAAGGCACACCACUUUCCAGAUACACUUACACCUACUGAUGACGGAACCCUCUCAUCAUCAACAGUCAACUUUACUUCUAGCCCAGCUACACAGCAGACACCCAAUCGACCACCGUUUUGGAUCCUGGCAAAGCUUUUGACUGGAUUGGAGGCCCUCUGCCAGUGACCAUGUUGCCUCACUAUGAUUCCCCCUGCCGAGCAGUUUCCAAUUUGAUUGUAUUAUGUUAACAAUUAGAAGGCAUUCAAUACCCAAUCAGGGGUUGCAGUAUUAGGACAUCAGAGGUUCCGUUUCGACAUUAGGCCAACACCAUCAUUAUUCCCUUUGAAGCUUUCAGACAUUUCAUCUGCACAGAGGUCUGUUUUGUUCUUUGUAAUGUACCCCCCCCCCCCUCCUUAUACAGGUCAUACACAGCACAGACCACUUUAUUGUGCUAUAGAAACAGUCACAGUGCCCUCUAGGGGAUAUGAGUGGAAGUGGAGUCCCCAAAUUAGUUGGUAAUGUAUGAAGAAAACACGAUGCCACAUUUGAUGAUGUUGCCAAGGACCAUGAUAGAGGGGAAAUAGACAGGGAGUGAAAGAUGCUUACUGUAGAGGGACCAUAGGUGAUUUAAAUGUUCACCAGUCUCCAUGUUAUGGGACUAUUCUAAUCCAUUACCUGGCCAAACAUUUUUUUUAAAUAUAUCUUGGCAAGUCAGUUAAGAAAAAAAUUCUUAUUUACAAUGACGGCCUAGGGUUAACUGCCUUGUUCAGGGGCAGACCGACAGAUUUUUACCUUGUCAGAAAAUUGAUUAGCUGUUUCGGUUACUGGCCCAACGCUCUAACCACUAGGCUACCUGCCACCCCAUGAGUGAAGUAUUCUUUCAAACCAGAAUGCCUAGUGGGUUGUCUUAACAAGGGCUUGAGUUUCUUGAAAAACACCCAUCCUUGGUCUUACUUGCAUGAGAACUGGUAAAGAUUCUGUAAUUGUAACCCCAAAAAGGCAGGGUAGCCUAGUGGUUAGAGCAUUGGACUAGUAACUGAAAGGUUGCAAGAUUGAAUCCCUGAGCAAACAAGGUAAAAUUCUGCCGUUCUACCCCUGAACAAGGCAGUUAACCCACUGUUCCUAGGCUGUCAUUGAAAAUAAGAAUUUGUUCUGAACUGACUUGCUGAGUUAAAUAAAGGCAAAAUAAAAAACAUUUAACCAAUGUACAGAGAGAAGUUCAUUUUUUAGGGGGUAGUGACAGAAAGGGGGUCCCCUAGAAUAAGGGUGACUUGAUUAAAAACCAUAUCUAGGUCUCCUGAGUAGGGCAGCGGUUUAAUGCACUGCAUCACAGUGCUAGAGGCAUCACUACAGACCUGGGUUUGAUCCCAGGCUGGAUCACAACCAGCUGUAAUCAGGAGUCCCAUAGGUCGGUGCACAAUUGGCCCAGCGUUGUCUGGGUUGGGGGAGGGUUUGGCCAGGGGGGCUUUACUUGGCUCCUUGUAGCAGGCUGGUCGCCUGUCGGUAGACUUCGUCAUCAGUUGAAUGGUGUUUCCUCUGACAUGUUGGUGUGGCUGGCUUUUGAGUUAAGCAGGCAGGGUGUUAAGAAGCUUUCAUGUGAAAGUGAUCGGUUAAGGAACUUUGUGAAACACAAAUUAUGAAAAAUGUUACUAUCAAAAUGUGAAUGCAAAAUGUACACUUACAUAUUUAUUAACUAUUCAGUUGAUAGUUGUCUCACCAAAUGAUCCUUUAGAUUUGUAAAUUGGAAAUACCUAAAUGAAGAAACAGCAAUGUCUAAGAACUGAGGUUUUAAAUUACAUCUAGAUUGAAAAUGACAUGUUUUGUCUUGCACUGCAACAAAUCACAUUUAGUGUUUAACUUGUGAUUUACCUGUAAGUGCCUAAAGUGAUACAGGAUGAUAUACAGUUGCAGAGUUAACUGUAAGAAAUAUGUUUUAAGGACUUGUUCCUUUGUUUGAUAAUAAAACUGAAACCCUUUUA